AUGCACAACAACCAAUCGUCAGUAGUUCCCGGACUAAACCUGACUUCAACCAGCAUCGUUGACCAGCUGAUCUCGCUUCGCGCUAGACGCAAUAAUUACAUAUACACAUCUGGCAUCGGCGCUCACAAGCUGCACAUCGAAGCAGCCUCUUGGAAUUCGGCUCGGCAUAAUUGUCAAGAUGAAGGUGGUCACUUGGCAAUCAUUAACUCCAUGGAAGAGGCUCAAGUCAUCCGUAAACUCGUCGAUACAGCAGACAUAGAAACGAUUUGGAUCGGUGCCCACGACUUGUUUAACGAGGAUGAAUUCGUAACCAUAGAAGAUGAAUCGAUAUAUAAAGCAGGAUACAGCAUGUGGGAAAGAGGAGAGCCAAACAAUGCGGGGAGUAACGAACAUUGUUUAGCCGUUAAAAAAGAUGGCAAGUUUGACGAUCGGGAUUGCAAACAGGCCUUCAGCUACGUAUGUGAGAUACGUUACCCCCAGGUCUAUGUAUAG
This is a messenger RNA of Neodiprion virginianus, 492 nucleotides long. RefSeq names its product hemolymph lipopolysaccharide-binding protein-like. Lineage: Eukaryota; Metazoa; Arthropoda; Insecta; Hymenoptera; Diprionidae. The transcript is spliced from 2 exons. Gene Ontology annotation, molecular function: signaling receptor activity. Bases 1 to 492 code for a protein of 163 amino acids. The record is from RefSeq and is a predicted model, not a curated record.